Molecule: messenger RNA, 1379 nt
Organism: Parathielavia appendiculata
Lineage: Eukaryota; Fungi; Ascomycota; Sordariomycetes; Sordariales; Chaetomiaceae
Exons: 2
Coding region: 320-1216 (298 amino acids)
Biological process (GO): error-prone translesion synthesis; error-free translesion synthesis
Cellular component (GO): nucleus
Molecular function (GO): DNA-directed DNA polymerase activity; deoxycytidyl transferase activity
Source: RefSeq, a predicted model, not a curated record
GCACUCAACAACUGAUGCUUGGAAAUGAAGUUGACAUUAUCAGUGGGAAUUCUCGGGAAUUCUUCAGUUCGGCCCUCGCAAUCAUGUGACUUGGCGUCUGUUUUCAGGCAGGAGCAGGAAACAUGAGGCGGUUGCCUGGUGGCGACGCGAGUCGUGCCUUCAGGCCGCGGUGGAGUGGCACGCUCGCUAUUUUCCGCUUCAUCUCAACGAUUUUUGUCGUUUUCGAGCCCUGAUGAUGAGUCGACUCAAACAUGACGAUUAUUUCUCAAUGGUUUCUUGAUUGCCCAAGCUUCCCCAUUUGCAAUUCAUUCUCCUCGCGAUGCCACCGCCACAACCCAAGCUGCCUCCGCCGGCGGAGCCACGAUACAGCCGCAGCUUCGAUCCAUGGAACUCGGUAGCGGCAGGCCACCAGCGACCGGAAACCCGCGGCCCGCAGGGAUGGCGCGAGUCGCGGAAUCUGAAAAUGAACAGCCAGUUCCGAGCGGGAAACUCGGGCGGCGCGCGCAUCUCAGACACGGUCGGCGUCGGCUCCGAGAAUUUUGACGAGCGUCUCGGCAUGCUCGUGCCCAAAGAGGUCCGGUCUCGCGCCAUGAAGAGCGCGGCCGACAUGUUGCGGAACCCGGGGACCAUGCGAGCACCGUCAGCAUCAUCAUCCACACGAGCUUUCCCACCGGGAGAAGGGACGGGAAGUGAAGAGGGCAUCAAGGACCCCAGUCGUCUGACAGCCGAGGAGAGACUCAGUCUGGUUCGUAAGGCAGAAGACGAGGCGCGCGAGGAGGAGGAGACCCAACGAGCCCGAGAGCGCAACAUCUUCGACGGCCUGGUCGUUUACGUCAAUGGAAGCACACACCCGUUGGUGUCAGAUCACAAGCUCAAGCAUUUGCUUUCCGAGAACGGUGCGCGCAUGUCUCUCCACCUGGGCCGCCGGCAGGUUACCCACGUCAUCCUGGGGAAGCCGUCCGGCCCGAACGGAGGUGCCGGCGGUGGCCUGGCGGGCGGCAAGCUGGACAGGGAGAUCCGGCGGGUUGGCGGCUGCGGCAUCAAGUUUGUCAGCGUCGAAUGGGUGCUGGAGAGCAUCAAAGCCGGCAAGCGACUUCCCGAGGCGCGCUUCGCCAAUCUCAAAAUCGCCGCUCGGAGUCAGCAGAGUGUUCUCGGAGCCUUCUCGAAGGCCGACGGGAACACGCAGCAGCCAACCGAGAGCACCCCUGGGAGCUGACACACACCGCCCCUUGGUAGACGUUUACGCUCCCCCCACUGCCCUACCUGCUUUUUGCUUUUCCAUUUCCUUUUUUCUCUUCCCUCUGGUUAUUCUCACAGACGAUGGCGAAGGUGGGACAAGGCUACCGUGUAAGGGCCUGUCUUGUUUGCUACAGCCACGU